Tetrahymena thermophila SB210 is the source of this 282-nucleotide messenger RNA. RefSeq lists its product as hypothetical. The record is from RefSeq and is a predicted model, not a curated record. The transcript has 3 exons. Lineage: Eukaryota; Ciliophora; Oligohymenophorea; Hymenostomatida; Tetrahymenidae.
AUGGGUGCAUCAGGCUUAGGUUCUGCUUUAGCAAAUUGCAUUAAUCUCUCAAAUUUGACACUUAACCUAUAUUGGAAUAAAAUUGGUGCAAUGGGUGCAUCAGGCUUAGGUUCUGCUUUAGCAAAUUGCAUUAAUCUCUCAAAUUUGACACUUAACCUAUAUAGAAAUUAAAUUGGUGAAAUGGGUGCAUCAGGCUUAGGUUCUGCUUUAGAAAAUUGCAUUAAUCUCUCAAAUUUGACACUUGAACUUAGGUAAAAACAGUUUAUUUGUUUUGGAUUGUGA